AUGCUCGAUUGGAUCUCCAGUGAUAGUUUCAAUCUUGGCAUGCUCUACUUCAACCAGCCUGAUAGUGCUGGGCACAGGUUUGGACCCGAUUCUCAGGAGGUCAUGCAAGAAAUAGAACUUUGUAAUGCCGGUGUUGCUUAUCUCCUUCAAAGAAUCAAGGAGACACCUUCACUAAAUGGUAAAACAAACCUCAUCAUCACAUCGGAUCAUGGAAUGGCUCAGACUGAUGAAAAGAAUAAGAUAGUCGAUGUCUACAAUGUUAUAAAGGAUUUAGAAGUCAUUUUGGAUGAGUCACCUGCCACUCUUGGAAUUUGGCCCAAUGGUUCAACUACUGAAGAGAUAGUAAAUGCUAUUAAAUCUUUACAACAAGAAGAUCUCGGUUGGAUGUUCAAAACUGGCCCUUCAGACUACGACCACUUGUAUGGUAUGCAUGGAUAUGACAAUGAGUUUCCAGAAAUGAAUCCAUUUAUGGUGGCAUCUGGUCCUGAUAUUGAGCAGUUCACUGAGAGACAGUCCUUCUUCCAAAUCGACUUUUAUCCACUCGUCUGUGCCCUUUUGAAAUUGGACAAACCCAAUCGAAUAGAUGGCAAAAUUGACCGUGUCUUACGAUUCAUGAAAAACCCACCGAGUGAAGAAUUCUUGACUCAGUUCCGCAAAUACGCUGAUGGAACCUUCCAGCCCUAA
This is a messenger RNA of Rodentolepis nana, 684 nucleotides long. Lineage: Eukaryota; Metazoa; Platyhelminthes; Cestoda; Cyclophyllidea; Hymenolepididae. The record is from the annotation of a GenBank genome assembly.